AUGACCGUCACCACUCCACUCUACUCGAUGGUGAACCAUCUUGGACAGUUGGCCGUGCAGGAAGGCUCGAGCCCUUCACCACAGACCCACCUGGAACUCUUGCGGAUGAUCGACCAACUUAGACUCGCCGUUGAAUCGCCGACGGAAACCAUCCUACGUCUCAUCUACCAGCCCCCGCAGAAUGCCGCAUUACGCACUGUCAUUGACAUGCGAAUAUUUCCGCUGCUGAUGGGAAACCAGUAUCGCGAGUCGGGAAUUUCUGCCGAUCAGCUAGCAAAGUUUACCCAUGCAGAGAAAGAUCUGGUCGUCCGACUGAUGCGUGUCAUUGCAUCGUUAGGGCUUUGUUCAACCCCAGCUCCGGAAGUGUAUCGGGCCAAUGAUAAGACGGUGGCAUUGAUUCAGCCUAUUGGUAGAGACGGGGUACCGUGCAUAUACGACCUCACGGUGCCUACCUUGAGCAAGCUCCCCGAAUACCUGCAGACUCACCAAUAUGCCAAUCCACAGGAGUAUACCUUGUCCCCGAUGAAAUGGGUUGUUGGCCAGAGUCAGUUCGAGUGGCUGGCAUGUCAUAAGGAUCAGCAGGCGCUGUUCAACUCGUAUAUGGCGAGUCGCCGACAAGGCCGACCAAUGUGGUUUGAUACAUACCCCGUGGGGCGGUUGUUGGGUCAUGGGGUACCUUAUAAAGACAGCGUCUUUCUAGUUGAUGUGGGUGGUAAUCAAGGCCAUGAUUUAAGCCAGUUUCGAUUGAAACAUCCUCACUUGCCAGGUAAGCUGAUUUUACAAGACCUCCCCGACGUCGUCGAAGGCGUGUCCAGUAGGGACUCGGGGAUUGAAGUGAUGGGGUAUUCAUUCUUGGAUCCCCAGCCAGUGCAGGGCGCGCGGGCCUACUAUUUCCGAUCCAUCUUCCAUGACUGGCCGGAUCAAAUCUGCCAGCAAAUCCUGCUCAAUACGAUCUCGGCCAUGGCCACGAACUACUCUCGCAUCUUGAUUGUAGAUUUCGUGUUGUCGGACACGGAUACUCCACUCAUGCAAGCGGCGUUGGAUAUCCAGAUGAUGAGCAUUGGUGCCGGCGUCGAGCGAUCAGAGCGCCAGUGGCGAGUUUUGCUGGAUAGCGUUGGACUGGAAAUCAGUGGAAUCUGGAAUCAGUCGUCGGGGAUGGAAUCGGUGAUUGAAGCUGUGCCAAAAAGCUCGACGGUGACAAGUUAA
This is a messenger RNA of Penicillium waksmanii, 1206 nucleotides long. RefSeq lists its product as uncharacterized. Gene Ontology annotation, molecular function: O-methyltransferase activity. Lineage: Eukaryota; Fungi; Ascomycota; Eurotiomycetes; Eurotiales; Aspergillaceae. The transcript is spliced from 4 exons. Bases 1 to 1206 code for a protein of 401 amino acids. The record is from RefSeq and is a predicted model, not a curated record.